Messenger RNA from Panicum hallii, 1958 nucleotides. Its product is annotated as putative glycerol-3-phosphate transporter 4. The transcript has 3 exons. NCBI's taxonomy places the organism in Eukaryota, Viridiplantae, Streptophyta, Magnoliopsida, Poales, Poaceae. Gene Ontology annotation, molecular function: transmembrane transporter activity. Gene Ontology annotation, cellular component: membrane. Bases 130 to 1611 code for a protein of 493 amino acids. Gene Ontology annotation, biological process: phosphate ion homeostasis; transmembrane transport. The record is from RefSeq and is a predicted model, not a curated record.
GGACCCAUCUCCCCGCCACGUCCUCUCUUUCUUCCCCUCCCUUCCGGCCUUCCCCACCGGGCCAGCCACGGCCCCACCGGCCACGCCACCACCCCUCCCCUGCCCUCGCGACCUCCAACCGCGCCGCCGAUGACGAAGCCGCCGGCGCCGGCGAUGCAUUCCCCGGAGCGGGCCGACGGGCCGCCCGGCCUCCGCGCCCUGCCCGCCCUCUCCUACAACACCCACCGCGCCCUCGUCCUGGGGCUCACCUUCCUCGCCUACGCGCUCUACCACGCCUCCCGCAAGCCGCCCAGCAUCGUCAAGCGCGAGCUCGCCCGGGCCUGGCCGCCCUUCGCCGACCCGGCGCUCCUCGGCGCCACCGACGUCGCCUUCCUCACCUCCUACUCCCUCGGCAUGUUCGUCGCAGGCCACCUCGGCGACCGCCUCGACCUCCGCCACUUCCUCGCCUUCGGCAUGGCCACCAGCGGCGCCGCUGUCGCGCUCUUCGGCGCCGGGUACUUCCUCGGCCUCCACUCCCUCGCGUUCUACGUCGCCGCCCAGGUGAUCGCCGGCCUGCUCCAGUCCACCGGCUGGCCCUCCGUCGUCGCCAUCGUCGGCAACUGGUUCUGCGGCCGGAGGCGCGGCCUCAUCAUGGGGGUAUGGAACGCGCACACCUCCGUCGGGAACAUCACCGGAUCGCUCGUCGCCGCCGCCAUGCUCGGGUACGGGUGGGGAUGGUCGUUCGUCGUCCCGGGCGGGCUCAUUGCGCUCGGCGGGGCUCUUGUGCUUCUCUUCCUCGCGCCUUACCCCCAGUACGUCGGCUUCGGUCCGGCGCCGAUCGAGCCCGUCGCUGAGGAGAGCACGGACGGGGAGGACAGCAGCAGCAGCGCCGCGAGUGGCGUUGGGAAGGACAGGCGGGAUGCCGUGGGGAUUUUGAAGGCCCUCGCCAUUCCCGGCGUGGUCAUCUUCGCGCUCUGCCUCUUCUUCGCUAAGCUGGUUGCGUACACGUUCCUGUACUGGCUCCCCUUCUACUUGAGCCAGACUGCUAUUGGAGGCGAGCACAUGUCAGCUGCAUCUGCUGGAUAUCUAUCAGUUUUGUUUGAUGUAGGUGGAAUUAUUGGUGGAAUUCUUGCUGGCUUCAUAUCUGAUCAGCUCAAUGCUAGGGCCACAACAGCCGCAGUCUUCAUGUACUUGGCGAUACCAUCACUUUUCCUCUUUCAUGCAUAUGGCAGUAUUUCAAAAGCGACAAACAUUGGUCUGAUGAUGAUCAGUGGUCUGUUUGUUAAUGGACCCUAUGCUCUAAUAACAACUGCCGUUUCUGCUGAUCUCGGCACUCACAAGUCUCUCAAAGGAGAUUCUCGUGCAUUGGCCACGGUAACGGCAAUUAUAGAUGGGACAGGAUCUCUUGGUGCUGCAUUAGGUCCAUUUCUUACCGGAUUCAUUUCGAGAAGGGGGUGGGAUUCAGUGUUCGUAAUGCUUGCUCUUUGUGCGUUUGUCGCUGCCGUAUUGUUGUCGAGUCAUGUGAAAAUAGAAAUUCCUCAGAUCAUUGAGAAAUGGAGAAAUCGCUCAACUAACAUGAGGAAUGGAAAUGAAGAUUCUGAUGUUCAGCCACUUUUAGUGGAGGAAAGCUGAUGGCAAGGCAGCUUUCAUUGCUGCUGUAGUGUGAGGCAGUUUUGUAGUGUUGUUGUAAGUGAAGAAUGCGUUGGUUGAUGGGUUCUGGAGAAAAGCCAACUCAGGCCGAGAUAAGGAAACAGUUUCUGUCUCUGGUGCUUACAAUCUGAGCAGACGAACAUGAUUGACAUAGCAUCUGUUGUGGUAUUUGUCAAAUGAUGGUCCAUCCACAGUAGAAUUUUGGAUUCGUCAAUCUGCUGUAACUUGUAAGAAUACUUGUUUUUUCACGUAUCGAAAUGCACUCACUCUUCAGGGUCUAGAUGAACAUAUAUAGGGAGAUAGAACAUUGACUUGACAGUCUCAAGUAC